AUGGAUCAAAGAAGAAAGCGGGAGCUCCGCGAUCUGAAUGAACGAGCGUGGGCUGGAGAAAGUGAUAUAUUCGAAGUUAGCAAGUCACUAGACUCAUCACUCAAGAAAAACACCGCCUUCAUCAAACGUCUCCGCACGGGCAUUUCAGCUUCUGCGCUUGCCACUUUUAUCGCCGAUAUCCGCACGCUCUCGCUUCACAAGUAUCUUUCGGAAAUUCUCUCGGCGUGCUAUGAAGGUCUCUGCAAGUUAAAGUCCCCCGGUGAGGUCGCCGCCGGAGUCGAGAUCGUAAGCGCAUUGCAUCAGCGGUUCGGUCCUCAUGAAUUCACAAAACAGAUCGGAUGGUUACUGGGACGUGGAUUGAGUUCGCCAGAUAAAUCGCAGCUGAAAGCGCUUAGUCAGGAUGUCCGUGAGAGGGAGGAGAAGGAGCGAUUAUCGAGACAUCGGAUUCUCCUCAAGGUGGUGACGGAGUUGUGGCUUGUUGCGGUUUUGAAAACACUGGAUGACAUCGAGCGUCCGGACGAUCUUGGUGCGAAAAACAAAGAUGCGAGUUCGAGUGCAUGUGGGAAGAGCUUGGAUGGACCAUCGAGAGUCAAAUCUGCUGCUAAAGGGGAUGCGGAGAAGGAAUCUGAUCCGUAUCCUUUGGAGGUCUUGAAGGAUCUUUUGGGCCACGAUAGGGACCAUACGAACCUCCCUCUUGCUGUCCUGUUCGUCAAGUCAUUCAGCUGGGAUAUCUUGGGCGUCAAGGCCGUUGAAGAAGGGCGCAAGACUGUCGAUAUAGACGGCACUACCACCGCCACCACAGAGGGUGGUAUUCAGCCUGAAGAGACCAACGGAGACAUCGCGGUAGAGCCACCGCUCGCAUCCGAAAAGCUACAAUUGCGCUUCAAGAAUAUUCUGACUCGAUACUUGGAGGACGUCAAAGCACACGUUGUUCGCGACCAAAAAGCACUCACUGCGCAGAGCCGUCGCAAUGCCGAAGCGUACGUUAAAAGUGGCGAGAUUUUCGAAGAUCGACAAGCAAAUUUCGAAAAACAAUCCAAAGCACAUGAGAAGCUGGUGGCAAACACUCAGGCUAUGUGUGAAAUUCUUGGCGUGGAAAUGCCUAGCUUGGUCGAUGAGGAGGCUGCUGACGCUUCGACAACUGGAGGAAUUGGUCUCGUUAAGACUGCUGAAUACCUCCGUGGGCAAGGUGAUGGUGCAGGUAUCUGGGAAGAUGAGGAAGAGCGACGAUUCUACGAGAACCUGGCGGACCUCAAAGGCAAAGUGCCCGCUGUGCUCCUAGAGGAUGGUAAGAAAAAGAAGGGCGACAUUGAUGAGCAUGCAAAGGGACAAGAUACCGCCGAGAAAGCAGAUACAGAUGUGUCGGCAGAUUCCAAAGCUGCUGCUGAAGUAGACACCGAGUCUGUCGCAAUUGUCAACAAAACCGUUGGAGCCCAAGUAGAUGCGCUGCUUGUGAAGCUCCCGGAUUUGCAGACAAAAGAUCAAGUCGAUCAACUUGCGUUGGACUUUUGCUUCUUGAAUUCCAAAGCUUCGCGAAACCGUCUUAUCAAGGCUCUACAGGAUAUUCCCAAAGGCCGUACGGAUCUUCUGCCGCUUUACUCCCGCUUAGUGGCUACCCUUGGACAGCACAUGCCGGAUAUUCCUCAGGGAUUGAUCGCAUAUCUGGAUGAGGAGUUUAGAAGCCUGCAGCGUCGCAAACAAAAGGAGUUCCUGGGACAAGUCAGAAUGAUCAACAUCCGGUACCUGACUGAAUUGACCAAAUUCGGCGUCGUGCCCGAGCAUGUCAUUUUCCACUGUCUCAAGGUGUGCCUAGAUGAUUUUUCGCGCACAAAUAUCGAGAUAAUGGGCAACUUGCUUGAGAACUGCGGACGGUAUCUCUUACGGAAUCCGGAAACAUCGCCUAGAAUGUCCUCAUUCCUGGAGACUGUUGGCCGGAAGAAAGCUGCUACGCAUUUGGGUCAGCAGGAGCGAAUGAUCAUCGAAAAUGCUAUGUACUACGUUGAUCCUCCUGAGCGACCUGCUAUCCAGCAGAAGGAACGGUCACCGAUGGAGCUGUUUAUUCGGAAGUUGCUCUAUCUGGAUAUGAACAAGCGCAACUAUACCAAGAUACUGAAAUCGAUCAGGAAGCUUCACUGGGAGGAGUCAGAGGUUGUUGAUAUCCUUGAACGAGUAUUCAGCAGACCACAUAAAGUGAAGUACGGCAAUAUUCACUUGUUGGCCAUUCUCGCUAGUGCUCUAUACCGCUAUCACCAAGAAUUCGUUAUUAGUGUGGUGGAUAACGUCCUGGAGUCUAUCACCCUAGGCCUAGAACUGAAUGAAUUCAAGUUCAACCAAAAGCGCGUUGCAGAAGUCAAGUAUCUCGGAGAGCUUUACAAUUACAAGAUGAUCGACUCUCCUGUGAUUUUCGAUGCACUGUACCGCAUUGUUGCAUUUGGACAUGAAAAUGGAACCCCGUCACCUAGCAAGAUCAAUAUCCUUGAUAUGCCGGACGAUUUCUUUCGCAUCCGUCUUGUUUGCACAAUACUUGACACUUGUGGCGUUUGCUUCGACCGGGGUUCGGCCAAGAAGAAGCUUGAUUUCUUCCUCACAUACUUUCAGUACUACAUCUUCACCAAAGACCCCCUGCCAAUGGAUGUCGACUUCUUGGUGCAGGAUACCUACUCGCUCGUUCGCCCUCAGUGGAAGAUUGCAAGUGACAUCGAAGAAGCCGGGCGACUGUUUAGCGAGGCAAUUGCCCAAAAUUACAAGGUUCAAGACGGUGACAAAGGCAUCGAAGUAGAUGAUGAUGACGUUGAAACCAUUUCUUCUGAUGCUAAUGGAGAGGAAGGUCUUGACGAGGACGGGGUUCCGGAUAUUGACGAUGGACAAUCCUCGGCCGAAGAGGCUGAACCAUUCAGUCACGGCAUCGACCAAUAUGGUGAAGGCGUUGACAGUGAUUCAGAGGAUGAGAAGAUCUUUGUUGCACGUCAAGAAGAAGAAAGGGACCCCGAAGCCGAGGCCGACUUUGAUCGAGCGUUCGAGAAAAUGAUGGCUGAAAGUAUGGAGGGUCGCAGAUUCGAAAGAAAAGCUCUCUUUGACAUACCGCUUCCUAUGCGACCAUCUCGCCGGGAACAGACAGCAAGUGACGAGACGUCGGUAGAAAGGCCGCAACAACCAGCUAACACUAUGGCAUUCUCGCUUAUGACAAAGAAGGGCAACCGGCAACAGACACGCACAAUUGAGUUGCCAUCGGAUUCCAGUUUUGCCAUUGCCAUGAAAACCCAGCAACAGGCCGACCGAGAGGAGCAGCAACGCAUCAAGAACCUCGUUUUGAGCUAUGACCCAGGAGACACGGAACAACCCGAAGGUGAACAAGGCCUCUCUAUCAUUGCCCAGGACCCCAUUAUUACCCAUAAAAAAGAAAACUUAAGGAACCCUUACAGGAGUAUAAAUGCUAAGACGUCUGUAAUAUCUUUAGAGAAACGACCGUCGCGUGACAAUAGGAUGGACAAGUCGAAUCGACCGGGCUUUCGUUCACGGAAGUUGCAGUUGAGUGAUGUUGACUGGACUUGA
Molecule: messenger RNA, 3552 nt
Organism: Talaromyces marneffei
Lineage: Eukaryota; Fungi; Ascomycota; Eurotiomycetes; Eurotiales; Trichocomaceae
Exons: 8
Coding region: 1-3552 (1183 amino acids)
Biological process (GO): nuclear-transcribed mRNA catabolic process, nonsense-mediated decay
Cellular component (GO): cytoplasm; exon-exon junction complex
Molecular function (GO): protein binding; RNA binding
Source: RefSeq, a predicted model, not a curated record